Molecule: messenger RNA, 2192 nt
Organism: Acinonyx jubatus (cheetah)
Lineage: Eukaryota; Metazoa; Chordata; Mammalia; Carnivora; Felidae
Gene: PRUNE1
Product: prune exopolyphosphatase 1
Exons: 8
Coding region: 924-2192 (422 amino acids)
Cellular component (GO): cytoplasm
Molecular function (GO): exopolyphosphatase activity
Source: RefSeq, a predicted model, not a curated record
UGGGUGGCUCCAUCAGUUAAGCAUCCAACUCUUGAUUUUGGUUCAGGUCAUGAUCUCACAGUUCAUGAGUUUGAGCCCUAUGUUGGGCUCUGCACUGACAGUGUGGAGUCUGCUUGGGAUUCUCUCUCUCUCUGUCUCUCUCUCUCUCUCUCUCUCUCUCUCUCUCUCUGCCCCUCUCCUGCUUGUGCUAUCUCUCAAAAUAAGUAAAUAAACUUAAAAAAAACAAACAAAAAAACCUGAGGCACCUGGCUGGCUCAGUUGGAAAAUCAUCUGACUCUUGAUCUUGGGGUUGUGGGAUCCCAUGUUGGGUGUAGAGCCCAUGUUGGGUGUAGAAAUUAUUUAAAUAAAUAAAACUUAAGGAGAAAAAAAACCUGUUUAGUUACUGGAUAGGGCGAUUUAUGCCACCAAAAGUCCUCUAAAAUUGUACCUUUCUAGCUGUAGCUUUCUGGGGGAGGGAGGGUAACAGUGAAACAGGCAAGAUGAUUCUAGGUUCCCCCAGAUUCCCUUUCUUCCUAUAGUUAUAUUACUUGAUAACUAUUGCUUGCUAUGUUUUGCUCCUCUGAACCCCAUUCCUACUUUUCUAAACUCUUGGCAUCUAGUAAAUCUUCCCUGAUUGAAGAAGUCAGAGUGUUUUGAUUUUUACCUGAAAACCUAGCAGUUUUCAACUGGGAGUGAUUUUGCGCUCCCGGGGAAUAUUUGGCACAUCUGGAGACAUUUUUGAUUCUCAUGACUGGGUGUGCUACCGGCAUCUUGUGGGUACAGUCUGGGGUUGCUGCCAAACUUCUCCCACACAGGACAGCCCCUACAACAAAGAACAAUCCAGGCCAAAAUGCCACUGGUGCUGAAAUUAGGAAACUCUGCUGUAACUGGAGUCCCGGCCGCUACAUGUUGUGCUGGGAAAUGAAGCCUGUGACUUGGACUCCAUGGUGUCAGCUCUUGCCCUGGCUUUUUACCUGGCAAAGACAACAGAGACUGAGGAAGUCUUUGUGCCAGUUUUAAAUAUAAAACGUUCUGAGCUACCUCUACGAGGUGACAACAUCUUCUUCCUUCAGAAGAUUCACAUUCCCGAGUCCCUCUUGAUUUUCCGGGAUGAAAUUGACCUCCAUGCCUUGCACCAGGCUGGCCAACUCACCCUUAUCCUUGUUGACCAUCAUGUCUUACCCAAAAAUGACUCGGCCCUAGAGGAGACAGUUGCAGAGGUGCUAGACCAUCGACCCAUCGAGCAGAGACACUGCCCUCCCUGCCACAUUUCAGUUGAGCUGGUGGGAUCCUGCGCUACCCUGGUGACCGAGAGAAUCCUGCAGGGGGCACCAGAGAUCCUGGACAGGCAAACUGCAGCCCUUCUGCACGGAACAAUCAUCCUGGACUGUGUCAACAUGGACCUGAAAGUUGGAAAGGCAACCCCAAAGGACAGCAGAUAUGUGGAGAAGCUGGAGGCCCUCUUCCCAGAUCUGCCCAAGAGAAAUGACAUCUUUGAUUCUCUACAAAAGGCAAAGUUUGAUGUAUCAGGACUGACCACUGAGCAAAUGCUGAGAAAGGACCAGAAGACCAUUUGCAGACAAGGCAUUAAGGUGGCCAUUAGUGCAAUAUAUAUGGAUUUGGAGGCCUUCCUGCAGAGGUCUGGCCUCAUUGCAGACCUCCAUGCUUUCUGCCAGGCGCACAACUGUGAUGUCCUGGUCGCCAUGACUAUCUUUUUCAACAUUCACAAUGAACCAGUGCGGCAGCUGGCUAUUUUCUGUCCCCAUGCAGCGCUCCGAAUGAUGAUCUGUGGAGUUCUGGAAUGCUCCCACUCUCCGUCCCUGAAGCUGACUCCUGCCCCAAGCACCCACCCUAACCUCCAGGCCUAUCUUCAGGGCAACACCCAGGUAUCUCGGAAGAAACUUCUGCCUCUGCUCCAGGAGGCCCUGUCAGCAUAUUCUGACUCUGUGAAGAUCCCGUCAGGGCAGCCCGAGACCGAGGGUGUGUGCAGGGAGCAGGCGGACAAGGACUUGGACAGGGCGGGGAGCUCCCUGGUGCCUGGACUGAGUCAAGAUGAGGAGGAGCCUCCACUGCCCCCCACACCCAUGAACAGCCUGGUGGACGAAUGCCCCCUGGAUCAGGGGCUGCCAAAACUCUCAGCUGAGGCCAUCUUCGAGAAGUGCAGUCAGAUCUCACUGUCACAGUCGACUGCUGCCUCACUGUCUCAGAAGUGA